CUUCAUCACAAUGGGGUUGCGACGAACCACCAAGUCAAAGAAGAGCAAAAAGUCGGAAGACUUGGUGCCAUCCAAGCCUUUACCUGUGACGCUCCUGUCUGGUUUUCUAGGGUCAGGCAAGACAACGCUACUACAGCACAUUCUAAAAAGCAACCAUGGGCUUCGUAUAGCUGUUGUGGUAAAUGACAUUGGAGCUAUCAAUGUCGAUGCAUCUCUCAUUCAAAAGACUCACACCCUUACAAAAACCAAUGAAAAGAUCAUUGCGCUACAGAAUGGAUGCAUCUGCUGUACUUUGAGAGGAGACUUGCUCGAGGAGCUUGUGCGCAUCUCUCAGCUUCAGAAAUUUGACUACAUUAUCAUUGAAAGCAGUGGCAUUAGUGAGCCAGAGCAGGUUGCUGAGACUUUCGAUUCUCGCCUUGCAGAGCAGAUGAGCCUCUUGACCGAAGGCGAAGGCUCUGCUGAGCUUGACGAAGACAUGAUUAAGGUUUUGAACAAACUGAAGAAAGCCGGAGGGCUAGAAAAAUUCGCCCAUUUGGACACGACCGUUACGGUCAUUGAUGCUUUUACGAUGCUGAACGACUUUGAUACAGCGGAUUUGUUGUCUGGACGGAGGGAUGAUGUUGUUCCGGAAGAUGAGAGAUCCGUGUCGGACCUUAUGGUUGACCAGAUUGAGUUUGCGGACGUGAUCAUCUUGAACAAGAUUGAUAUGAUCAACGACGAGACGAAGGCCCGGGUACUUGAUCUUGUUAAACAGCUGAACCACCGGGCCAAGGUAAUAGAGUCUAAGUAUAGCAAAGUGGACGUCAAAGAGCUGGUCAACACAGGCCUCUUCGAUCUCGCACGUGCGCAAACUGGGUAUGGUUGGCUGCAGGAUUUGCAUGCCAUGACUGUGCGCGAGGUAAAUGGCCGCAAUGUAGUAACUCCUAAGCCGGAAACGGAGGAGUAUAAUGUGCAAAGCUUCAUCUAUUCACGUUACCGACCUUUUCAUCCAAGGCGGCUCUUUGCACUGUUGUAUGAUAAGUUUAUCUUGCAGAUGGAGCAUCCUGACGAUGACGACGAUGAUGAAGAAGAUGAAGAAGAUGAAGGAGAAGAGGGAGACGAAAGGCUGCCUGACGUUGAGGAUGCUGAAAUGGUUGACUGCGAAGACAGCGCAAGCACCAACUCAUCCUCAGAAGACAAGCCAGAUUCGACGUCUUCUUCUCAUUCCCCAUCAAGUCCUGAAACCGAGAUAUCUUCUCAUGAUGAUGACAAAGACAACGACAUGGACGUCGACCCCUUGAUGAUGCCCUCAAACGAAGUCAUUCUCGCCAACAAGCGUGCUCACCCAACACUCGCCCGGCUCUUCCGCUCCAAGGGUGAAUUCUUCCUGGCCACACGACCUCACCGCGCCGGCGAAUGGUCUCAAGCCGGGGCCAUGCUCACUCUCACGGGAGGACGUUCAUGGUUUUGCACUUUGCCAGAAGAAGAGUAUACGACGGGAAGCCCCGACAUAGAUACUCUGGUGCAGCAUGACAUUGCCAAGGGCGGCGAGUGGGGGGAUAGGAGGCAUGAGAUUGUCUUUAUCGGCGAAGGACUGGACCAUGAGGGUUUGGAAGAGAUGCUUGAUGCGUGUUUGCUUACGGAUGGGGAGUAUGAGGAGUGGAAGACGGUCAUGAGGAAGGAUGGGGUGGAGGAGGAGGAGAGGAGGAAGAUGCUGCAGGAGCUAUUUGAAGAUGGAUUUCCGGAUUGGAGCGGAGAUGAUGAUGAGGAAGAAGGGCACGAGGGACAUGAUCACUAAGACGUGG
Trichoderma harzianum CBS 226.95 is the source of this 1784-nucleotide messenger RNA. RefSeq lists its product as hypothetical. The transcript has 6 exons. The record is from RefSeq and is a predicted model, not a curated record. The coding region runs from base 11 to 1777 and encodes 588 amino acids. NCBI's taxonomy places the organism in Eukaryota, Fungi, Ascomycota, Sordariomycetes, Hypocreales, Hypocreaceae.